AUGUCGCUCUUGGCUCUACCUCUCGAGCUCCUGCUCAUGAUCGUCGGUAAUCUCGAGUCCUCGGCCGAUCUCAACGCACUCAGUCAAGCAACAAAAAUCCUCUACCCCGCGGUGUCCGACAUCCUCUAUCGCAACAACAUCAAAAACGAAAAUUGCUCUGCGCUGUUCUGGGCAGCUCGAGAGGGCUCCACGGCAACCAUUGAGAGAUUGUUCAGUUACGGAGUUGACGUGGAUGCCCGUGAUGAAUACGAAGUUACGCCCUUGAUCUACGCCGCUAAAUACGGUCACAUUGCGGCGGCUGAUAGUCUUCUUCAACAUGGCGCCGACCUCACCAAGCAAACCAGUGUUUCGCCCCUUAGAACAUUUCGUCCCAGUGACGCAUACGGGCCUGCACUAUUCGAGGCCGCAAGAGAGGGCAGAGACGAGAUGGUGGAAUUUCUUCUGAACCAAGGAGCCGACAUCAACCAUCAGCGGAAGGGGGAUUUGGUAAUAUCGACCCUUGAGGCCGCUAUAAGUGGGGGCCACAGCUCAACAGUUCAGGUCUUGCUAGAUCGCGGCGCGGGGAUAGAGUCGCCGGGGUGGUAUGGGACGCCUCUCGUCGCAGCAGGAUAUUAUGGGUCUCCGGAUGUGACUCUGGUUUUGCUGCGGAACGGAGCCAACAUUGAAAAUUCAGACCGGAAUUGGGGGACAGCCCUGCAAACAGCAGCCGAAGAAAGGCAUAAGGAUGUUGUCCAACUGUUGAUUGAUUGGGGCGCAAAUGUCAACGCGCACGCUGGCACUUGGGGGACAGCGCUUGUAUCCGCGGAACAAGGAGCAUCACCUGCAAGCGAAGAUAUUAUGGAGCUGUUGAUUAGGCACGGUGCUGACCCUGCCCAAGUGACCGAGGAGUAUUGGGACAAAUAUCAUGCCGAUAGAGAAGCCGAAAAUGCCUCCGCGGCGUAG
Messenger RNA from Aspergillus mulundensis, 942 nucleotides. Its product is annotated as ankyrin repeat domain-containing protein. The transcript has a single exon. The record is from RefSeq and is a predicted model, not a curated record. Lineage: Eukaryota; Fungi; Ascomycota; Eurotiomycetes; Eurotiales; Aspergillaceae. The coding region runs from base 1 to 942 and encodes 313 amino acids. Gene Ontology annotation, cellular component: nucleus. Gene Ontology annotation, molecular function: transcription cis-regulatory region binding; protein binding. Gene Ontology annotation, biological process: positive regulation of transcription by RNA polymerase II.